UAGUUUAAUCCGUUGAAUAUUAAAUAAACCCCUCCUUCGUAUAUUCGUAAAUUAAAUUUCGAAACUAAGAAGUCUCGAAAGCAUUCAUUCCUUUGUUCCUCCUUCUCCGAUGGCGUCAAGUUCCCACAGAGGUGGCGCCGCUCCGUACCGAUACAGAGAAGGAUUAACCACGAGAUCAGGAACGAACGCCGAUGAAAUUCAGUUGCGAAUAGAUCCGAUGCAUUCGGACUUGGAUGAUCAUAUUACUGGCCUGCAUAGCCAAGUCAGAAUGCUGAGGAAUGUAGCUCAAGAGAUUGAAUCUGAGGCAAAAUAUCAGAAUGAUGCUAUCACUCAGCUGCAAAUGAUGCUGAUAAAAGCCCAAGCAGGGGUGAAGAACAAUGUGAGAAAGUUAAACAAGAGUAUUAUCCAGCAAGGGUCCAGUCAUGUCAUGCAUGUAGUUCUUUUUGCACUAGUUAUAUUUUUCAUAUUGUACUUAUUGACGAAAAUGUCACAUAGAUGAAUGCUUGCAGCUUCCUAGUACUGGUGCUCGGAAAAUCUUGUUUGUACUUGUUAUCAUGGGGAAAUAAGGAAUUUUUUUCGGUCCCUGUUCUGAUAUAUGUUCAUACACAAUGGACAGUGUAAAGCCGUUUUUUUUUUUUCAAUAGCAGGUCCGAGUCCUUUGUUUUAUCA
Messenger RNA from Daucus carota subsp. sativus, 669 nucleotides. RefSeq names its product bet1-like protein At4g14600. Lineage: Eukaryota; Viridiplantae; Streptophyta; Magnoliopsida; Apiales; Apiaceae. The record is from RefSeq and is a predicted model, not a curated record. Bases 110 to 499 code for a protein of 129 amino acids. The transcript is spliced from 4 exons.